CUUUUAUUGCUUACUAAACGUGAUUGCCAGACGGUUACAUAGUUUCUAUGUAGUUAGGGAACAUUUUUGCUGUCUAAAGUUUUUUUUACUGCAAUAUAGUAGUGGAUCUCUAAAAUGCGUCGAUCUUUCUCCAACACUGAUGUGUUAUCCGUAGGCUCUCAUUAAAGGUUCAUUUGUUGUUAGCUGACCGCAGUAUAUAUUGCAAGUGCAGCGGUCAUCCAACGCAUUAUCUCACCAUCUUUGAUUUAGUAUAUAUCUUAAUACAAUUAAAAAAAAAUGAAGUGUGUUGUAGCCUGUUUCGUAAUCUGUGUCUUGGGUGUGGCUCAGGGAGUGAACAUUACAGCGUGUAAGCAGGAUGACGCAGCUUGUCUCAAGGCAUCAGCUCAGGCGGCGGUGCCGUUGCUGGCAGCCGGUAUUCCAGACAUGGGGAUCGCCUCGAUGGAUCCCAUGUACAUAGACCAGGUCAAGUCUUUACAAGCCGGGCUGGCAAUGGACUUUCGGAAUACCAACGUUAAAGGCUUGAAGAACUGUAAGGUGUUGAACUUAAAACGUUUUCCUCACCGAACGGACCUGGACCUAAAGUGCUCAGUGACCAUGGAAGGCGACUACACGCUCGGCGGCAAGCUGCUCAUCAUGCCAAUUGAGGGGACCGGGAAAUAUAGAAUCAAAAUUCGUGGAGUGGUAGUUAAGAUCCAGUUGGACAUUGACGAGAAGCCUCGGGAUGGUGCCACGUACUGGAUGGUGAAGAACUGGAACUAUUCUGCUACCGUCGAGAAGGAUGUCCAUUAUAAGUUCCGGAAUUUAUUCAACGGCAACAAACAAUUGUCGGAUGCAAUCCACGAGUUUGCCAAUCAGAAUUGGAGAGACAUAUUCCAGGAUGUGGCGCCCCCUAUCGUAAAAGUGGUUGUGGGUAGGAUUGUUACAGAGACGACAAAACUUUUUAACCAUGUACCAAUUGAAGAAUUGGUUAUACGAUAGAUUACAUAUAAAUUGAUACCUACUUAAAGAAAUAGAUGUUACAUAUGGAAGCAUAUCAGACUACUCUAAACUGAAAUUUUUUAAAGAAAUUUUGACCUUAAUAUUUUGAGAUAAAAUUGAAAAUUGAUUAAAACAAAAAUGUCAGUUUGGGAUAUUUUGAUGUGCUGGAGAGACCUGGAUAUGAUAAUACAGUGUUAAUUUAUUCUAAA
Molecule: messenger RNA, 1187 nt
Organism: Spodoptera frugiperda (fall armyworm)
Lineage: Eukaryota; Metazoa; Arthropoda; Insecta; Lepidoptera; Noctuidae
Product: circadian clock-controlled protein daywake
Exons: 5
Coding region: 277-978 (233 amino acids)
Source: RefSeq, a predicted model, not a curated record